AUGCCCGCGGCGGCGCCGCCGCGGCUGCGGCUGCGGCUGGCCCUCGACGCGAUGAUCGCCACGGGGCAGCCCUCCGCCGGGCCCGCGCCGGGCGCACCGCCGCCGCGUGGCGGGAAGGGCGGGAGGCGGCCGAGGAGGGCGGGCGCCGGCAGGGCGGAGCGCGGCGAGGCGGGGGGCCCGAUGGUGGGCCCCCUGUGGAAGACGCGCCUCUGCAAUUUCCACGCGUCCGGGGGCUGCCGCAACAGCUCCGAGUGCCCCUUCGCGCACGGGGAGGGCGACCUCAGGCCGUCGCCCGACUUCGAGCGCACCUCGGUGUGCCCCGCGCUGCUGAGCCGAGGCCAGUGCGACAGGCCGGGGUGCCGCUACGCGCACCACGCGGAGGAGCUCCGGGUCCAGAAGGGCCUGCUCAAGACCAAGAUGUGUGCGUUCUACCAGAGCGACCACUGCAUCGUCGGGGAGGCAUGCCGCUUCGCGCACAGCGAGCGCGAGAUCCAGGAGGCCCUCGCCAUGCAGCGGGCCGCCGCACAGGGGGCGCACCAGCCCCCACCGCCGCUGGCCGAGCCGGCGGCUCAGAAGAUGUCGAACCGGCAGCUCUGGCGAUCCUCCUUCGUCGCCCCGCUGGGCGACGAGGCGGCACCCGCCCUGGCCUCCGGCUCCCUCGGCAACCCGCGGCAGCUGCCAGAGCGGCCCGGGCAGCGGGCAGCGCGCGAGCUCAGCCCGCUGGCGCCGAGCGCGGCGGACAGCAGCGGCCCCAAGCCUGCUCGAGUUCCCCUGCCCGCGUUCAGCCUGACGGCCCCGCCCGGCCUACUCGAGUUCCCCGCCAGGGUCUCCGACAGCAAGGUGGUGAUCGACGCCGGCCUUGCCGAGAUAGAGGGCAUGGUCCUCGACAUCGAGGAGGAGGUGAUCGCCAGCAACGUCCUCCUCGAAUCGGGGCUGCCCCAGAAGGUUCCGCUUCCUGCUCCCUACAGCAGCCGCCUCCUGGCGCGAGUGGUCACGCUGGAGGAGGAAAUCGCCGAGCUCGGCCCCAGGGAACCCGCAGCCCCCCUGGUGGCCGAACUGACCAAGGCCAGGCUGGAGCACGGACGGCCCGGCGCGCCGCCGGCUGCGCUGGGCAGGCGGCGGAAGCUCACCAUCGGGGUCCGCGCCGACCUCGACGAGCUCGGCCUCGACGAUGGCGCCGGCGGAGGUGGCAGCGUGCGGGCGGGCCAGCGCUACGCCGGCUGCGCCCUGUGCCCGCGCGCCAACGGCAGCCACGCGGCCGGCGGAGGGGCGUGCGCGGCCUGCACGUGCGGCGUGAAGGUCGUCUCCCGCAACACGUUCCUGACCACCGAGGACGAGGAGGCGCAGGAGGCGGCGGCGCGGCGCGCGGCCGACGCGGAGUUCGCCCACCUCGAGACGCGCCGGUACGAGAGCGCGUGCUGCCGCGCAGCGGCCCGGCGCUGCCGCACCUUCCCGACCCCGCGGCUGACGAAGCUGCGGCCGGUGCUGGAGGGCAUGGACCGAAUCACCGAGGAUCAGGAGGAGGAGGGCGCCAACGGCGUGGGCCCCCUCGCGUCGCGCCUGGCGGCCGAGCGCGAGGAGCGGGAGCGCCUCGCGGCUGAGCUGGAGGAGCUUGACAAGGACAAGUCGACCGAGAUCGACGCCUUCAUGGAGUGCCAGCGGCACACCAACGACGUCUCGGAGAAGCUCCGGGCGGUCGAGAAAGCGUUGGAGCCGGACGCACUUGAGACACUGUACUCGGUUUUGCUAGAUAUGGUCAGUGACCUUGGCGCACCAGUUGAAUUCAACCAACACGUGUCGUGCUUUCUUCCGAUGGACGAGCAGCCUGAGGAGUUGGUGGACUUGGCUCGUGCUCCCGAUGCGCUCCGUCCUCUGGCCUUGCAGAACACAUCUUCCAAGGCCAGUGCCAGCAUGAUCGACCGGUCCUUGCGGUCGGUUGCGGAGGUGAGGUGCCAUCCGAUCCAGCGUGGCUUUCUGAAGGGCUGA
Molecule: messenger RNA, 1986 nt
Organism: Prorocentrum cordatum
Lineage: Eukaryota; Dinophyceae; Prorocentrales; Prorocentraceae
Source: the annotation of a GenBank genome assembly